UAAGUUAAUAUUUUUCUCAGUUUUAGUUCCCUGUGCACAGUACUCAGUAGAACAUUUUCAAAGUCGGGCCACAUUAUUCUUGUUUCAAUUAUAAUAUAAUAUAGACAUGAAUUUGAAUUGUGCAUCAGGACACAAGAAGAGGAGACUUGAGUUUCCUUCAAAAGAUGAAAAAACACAGAUACUUUCUGUGACAACCCAGGACGAAGAUACAAUCACAGACUUAAAGAAAAGAUUAGAUAAAAGUGAGGAGGAAAAUGAACAAUUAGAUGGAAAAAUAGAGACGACCAAUGAUUUAUUGAAAAAAAUUGAAGAAAGAUGUAAAGAAAUCACAAAGGAAAAUGAAAUAUUACGUGAGAAAAAUGAAAAGUCACUUGAGCAAUUACAGCAAACAGAAAGUGAAAUUAAAGUACUCAAAUCAGAAAGUGAAGAAGCAAGAAGAAUACAAGAAACAAAAGCUAUUGAGGUAGAGUCUAGUCAGCAAACCAUCAAUACAUUGGAAAAAAAAGUGGAAGGUCUACAAGGAGAAAAAGAAAACACAAUAAGAUCCUUACAAGAUGAAUUAAAUGUCCUUAAACAGAGGUUAAAAAAAGAACAAGAAGAUGCAACACGUGAUGUUAAAGAGUUGAAAAAUGAAAAACAGCUAGCUAUAGACCAUUACACACAACAAGUCCAGAGUAGAGACAAUGAAAUUCAGAGAUUACAUGGACAAAUCAGGCAAUUAUCAGAAAACAAUGCACAGAAUGAAAAAUUCUGUAGGCAACAGCAAGAAGAAUUGCAAAGUUUUAAGUCAGAGCUGGAAAGAAAAGAAAAUACUCUACAAACAGUUGUCAAACAAAGAGAUGAAGAAAGAACAUUGAAGGAAGAUGAAAGGAAACAGAAAGAUGAAGCUUUGACAAGGUUAAGUGCAAUUGCUGGUGACAGACUGAGAAACAAUAAUCCAGGAAUCACUGACCUGUCUGACCCUAACAGACCAAUGAAAAUAGCUGAAAAAUUUACAGAAAUGUAUGACAAUGAUUGGACAGACAGUAUGGAAGCCUUAGAGGAUCUUGAUCUUGGAGAAGGAGAAUGUGUCAAAAUAUUACUACAUUUUCUAACAGAUUCCUAUGAAGAGUGUGGAAGACUUGUAGCUGAAUUAGACAGUCACAUUUUAAAAGCUGUAAUUAUAUCUACUUGUGAGCAAGACACAAAUGAGUCUGGAGAUAAUAAACCACAAGAUCAAAAUAUUCCUGCAGAGUUACUGAAACCAAUGAAAGAUUUAAGAAAGAAGUUGACUGAAAAUAAUGUUGAAAAAUUACAGAAGAAACUACCUGAUUACUUAAUGAAAGCACGAGACCUAACUGAGGAACAUAUAACAGCAUGUUCUAAGUUUGUAGCAGAUUGUAUUAAGUAUGCCUGGAUGAUGCAGAUACAAGACCCACCAGUUUACAUAGAGUGGGAUUUCCCUAGUGAUACAAAGAUAGAUACUAACAUCUUACGCUCCUACACAAAGGCUGGAGAUCAUGUUGACUUUAUAGUGUGGCCUGUGUUGUACCUACACAAAGAUGGCCCUGUACUUAAUAAAGGUGUUGUUCAGCCAAAGUCAGCAAAUAAGUAAAUGACAGCAAUACAUACAUUUUAAUGAACCAUUCCUUAACGGUUAUGCUUAGGGCAUACCUACUUUUUAAAGUUUUAAAGUGUUGUAAUAGAUAUACAUGUUGUUAACAGUAUAUUGUUAUGUUUAUAAGUUAUUCAGAAUAAGAUGUUUUACUUAUAAAAAGGAUAAUGUUGGAAUAUUGUAGAAUUUGCUAAAAUUUUGUCAGGUUGUUAAAAAUAUUGAUUGAUUGAUAGGUGUUUUAAUGCCACCUUCAGCACUACUGUGCUAUUGUGGCGGUUAUUUUUAUUGGUUGAGGAAGUCAAAGUCCAGGAGAGUACCACUCACCCUUAGUA
This is a messenger RNA of Mytilus trossulus (common blue mussel), 1926 nucleotides long. Its product is annotated as interaptin-like. NCBI's taxonomy places the organism in Eukaryota, Metazoa, Mollusca, Bivalvia, Mytilida, Mytilidae. Gene Ontology annotation, cellular component: mitochondrial outer membrane. The record is from RefSeq and is a predicted model, not a curated record. Gene Ontology annotation, biological process: mitochondrial protein catabolic process; mitophagy by internal vacuole formation. The transcript is spliced from 14 exons. Bases 107 to 1594 code for a protein of 495 amino acids.